AUGCUUUCUUGUAUAACACUUCUCACUCUAUUAAGCACUGUAGUCUCCGCUCUCACUCUCACUGCUCCAACCGAGAGUAAUGGAUGGACUCAAUCUGGAGAUCAAAUAAUCACAUGGACUCCUGAUUCAUCAGAUCCCGAUACAAUAGUAGCCAAAAUAGUCAUACCCUUAGUAAACAUCCGACAACCCCAGAUCCUCUCUAAUAACGUCAAUACAUCUGUCGGGUCAUACAUAUGGAACCAACCUGAUCCAUCAGAGUAUACUGGUGGUGGAGUCGGUUACGCUCAAUCCACAGUACUUGAGCCAGGAGACGGAUAUGAAGUCAUCCUUAUCAGUCAUAACGGGACACUUCUUGCAGCUAGUAACUUCACUGUAUCCACUGGAACUAGCUCGGUAUCUGCCACUGCGCAAGCAUCUUAUGCGUUCAUUCCGAUUAAAUAG
Molecule: messenger RNA, 441 nt
Organism: Kwoniella shivajii
Lineage: Eukaryota; Fungi; Basidiomycota; Tremellomycetes; Tremellales; Cryptococcaceae
Exons: 3
Coding region: 1-441 (146 amino acids)
Source: RefSeq, a predicted model, not a curated record